CGGACUGACAACUCAUGGGGCCCCCGGGCAAUAGGGGAUCAUGGGGCCCCUGUGUCCUUGCCCAAACUCAAAAAAGCCUAUGAAAAAGGUACCAGGGGCAUCUCAUGGGGCCCCCUACUGACCCCGGGCCCUCGGGCAGUGCCCGAGGGCCCCAUGAGUUGUCAGUCCGCCCCUGUUGUAACUCCUUCGUUGGCGCGUUUCACCUACAAUGUGGGCGUAGUUAUAGAACCCUGGAUGUAGUUUGGAAUAAAUGGUUCUAUAAUAUUAUCCAUUGUUUUCAAUGGCACCCGA
Messenger RNA from Staurois parvus, 291 nucleotides. Lineage: Eukaryota; Metazoa; Chordata; Amphibia; Anura; Ranidae. The record is from the annotation of a GenBank genome assembly.